CCCAGAGCCUGAGACCCCCCCCCCAGGGUGGGGCUCCCACCACUCCCUCCUCUGGCCCUCAGAGGACUCUGUGCCCCUGCGGCCCCAGGUUCAGAGCAGGAGGUGUCAGGCUUCAUGGCUCCAGGCCUCCCCUCCCCUGGACACCCCUGUGUCCAGGGCCGCCCCAGGACAGGGCAGCAGAGCUCAGGUCUUCUGGAACCUUCUCCCUCCAGAAGCUGCCUCUGGCGCCAGGCCCGGAAUUCCAAGCUCACGAACUCAUUGCUGACCCUCCCCCCUCCCCACCCACCGGAGUUGCUGGAGCCAGUGCCAGCCCUCUGCCGCCUUGGGGGGUCUUGUGCUCGUGCUCCCCCCCGGUUCUGCAGACACCACCUUCCCGGUGGAGUGGAGGGAGGCCAGCUGCCCCGCAGCGGCCCCCCACCACCCUGCCCCAAGCCCCGUGACACACCCCCUGCACAGUGAGCGCGUGAUGCUGGCUGCCACGCUGGCCCCUUCCAGAGGCAGCAGGCCCCAGCGGCCCCUCCCCAACCUGGGCCGUUUUGGGGGCUGGACAGGGUCCACCCCCCUCACCUCCCAGCUGCUCCAGGCAAAGGCCGCCCCUGCCCCCAGGCAGGGCCAGGCGCUCAGCAGCCCAGAGGCCAGCUGGCUGGGCACACUCCAGGACUGGCUGUCCGGGGCCCCCGUCACCGCAGCAGUUCUGCUCAGGCUGGUGUGUACUCCAUGGGGCCCGAGGGCAGGGCCCCCUGCUGGUGCUGUGGCCCAGAGCAGAGCUGCUGGGCGGCUGGAGGCAGCCCCACCGCGGGACACUGCGGACCCUGCUCCCAGUGUGGCCACAUGCUAGGCCAGGACCCCAGCGGCACCCCGUGGGAAGGCCGGGACCACCCGGAUGGGCAGGUCCUCGGCCAGCUGCGCGCCCUGGUGGAGGAGGAGGAGGAGGGGGCCUGGGCUUCCCCGUCCUCGAGGCCUGCCUUCCCCGAGAUGGGCUCCGAGGAGCUGCGGCUGGCCUCCUUCUGCGGCUGGCCGCUGACCGCCACCGUGCGACCUGAGGUGCUGGCUGCCGCCGGCUUCUUCCACACAGGCCGGCAGGAUAAGGUGAGGUGCUUCUUCUGCUCUGGGGGUCUGCAGACCUGGCAGCGAGGGGAUGACCCCUGGACUGAGCACGCCAAGUGGUUCCCGAGGUGUGAAUUCCUGCUCCGGACCAAAGGAAGGGACUUCGUCCACAGUGUCCAGGAGGCCCUCCGCUACCCGCUGGGCUCCUGGGACCCGUGGGAGGAACCUGCAGACACAGCCCCUGCCACCUCAGCUCCUGUCCACCUCACACCCAAAGGAGAGACCCGCUUGGCAGAUGCCAGGGAGCCAGGUGAGUACAGGACCCACGAGGCAAGGUGGGGGCAGGGACGGCUCUGCUGCCUCCAGGGGUGGGAGGGCAGGUGCUCCUGGUCUGGCCCGCACCCACCUGCCCGUCAGCCUGUUAAGGAGGGUGGAGGUUGGGGGCGGGGGGUGUCAAAGGCCCAGCCCCCUUGGGGGACCCGGGUGGAGCCCAGGCCCAGACAGACUCAGUCUGUGGGCUCUGGAGCCCCCAGGAGCCCGGGACGUGGAGGAGCAGCUGCGGCGGCUGCAGGAGGAGCGGACUUGCAAGGUGUGCCUGGACCGUGCCGUGAGCAUCGUCUUCGUGCCUUGCGGCCACCUGGUCUGCGCUGCGUGUGCGCCCGGCCUGCAGCUCUGCCCCCUCUGCAGGGCCCCCAUCCACAGCUGCCUGCGCACCUUCCUGUCCUAGGCCGGGCGCACAGUGUGGCUGCCACGUGAGCACCUCGCCUGGCUCGGCCAGUCCUGCGGACCCCACAGUGGGCCCACUGAGGACCCUGAGCUGGCACCCGCACUGCCCGCCUGAAUCCUGACCAGCAGCCCGGGGUGGAAGGGGCUUGGUGUGUGUGUGUGGGGGGGGGUGUGGUUUUACCUAAGUCUGGUUGCUUCUGAAGAGUCACAGUAAAGCGGCAGG
This is a messenger RNA of Artibeus jamaicensis (Jamaican fruit-eating bat), 1996 nucleotides long. RefSeq names its product baculoviral IAP repeat containing 7 (gene BIRC7). The transcript is spliced from 6 exons. Gene Ontology annotation, cellular component: nucleus; cytoplasm. Gene Ontology annotation, molecular function: ubiquitin protein ligase activity; cysteine-type endopeptidase inhibitor activity involved in apoptotic process. Gene Ontology annotation, biological process: negative regulation of apoptotic process; regulation of cell cycle; positive regulation of protein ubiquitination. NCBI's taxonomy places the organism in Eukaryota, Metazoa, Chordata, Mammalia, Chiroptera, Phyllostomidae. Bases 718 to 1803 code for a protein of 361 amino acids. The record is from RefSeq and is a predicted model, not a curated record.